Molecule: messenger RNA, 629 nt
Organism: Camelina sativa (false flax)
Lineage: Eukaryota; Viridiplantae; Streptophyta; Magnoliopsida; Brassicales; Brassicaceae
Source: RefSeq, a predicted model, not a curated record
UAUAACCCAUAUCAAAACCCUCCUUUAAUAACUCACAAUCAACAAAUCACUUUUUUUCCACACAAAACAAAAAGGAAAUGGUGUUGGGUCUUCGAACAAAGAGUCGUAAAGACAAUGGAGUGUUCGUUGAGUAUCUAGUCUCAAUCAAGGAGCUAAAACCAUGGCCAACAAGCCAAGUCCCUGCACAAUGCGUCCUUCUCAAAUGGGAAAAUGGCGAAAACAACUCAGGCUCUUUCAUCGCUGUCGUGGGCAAAGACACGAUCAUGUUCAACGAGUCCUUUAGGCUAACCUUAACGUUAGAACCCAAAUUUGGAACCGACAACAAGUUCCACAAGAAUCUUCUUGAACUCCAUGUCUACGACGCGAAAAAGAAAGACAAGGGCGUCAAGAACAAGCUUCUUGGCACGGCCUCGGUCAACCUCGCUGAUUUCGGCGUGUUGACCAACUCGGUUCCCGUGGGAGCACCGUUUACUUUCAAGAAAAGCUCAAGGAAUGAUGCUAGCUCCGAGAUUUACCUAACUGUUGAGCCGGCUGGAGAGGAGGAUUACGAUGAAGGAAAUCGGAGUAGCUGUUCGUCGCAGCNUCAAAAUUAUUUAUUCAACACAAUUUUAAAAUCCGUUAUAAACUAG